Striga asiatica is the source of this 2393-nucleotide messenger RNA. NCBI's taxonomy places the organism in Eukaryota, Viridiplantae, Streptophyta, Magnoliopsida, Lamiales, Orobanchaceae. The record is from the annotation of a GenBank genome assembly.
AUGAAGUCACUGUUCAAGUCCAAGCCCAAAACCCCGGUCGAUUUGGUGCGGCAGACGCGCGAUCUGCUCGUCCUCGUGGAUCGCGGCGGCGCGGACGUCAAGGAGAUCAAGCGUGACGAGAAGGUGUGUUUCGUUUCAGUGUUUUUAUGGCGUAUUGUUUUGUUUGAGGAGAUUGUGUUUGGGGAUCUGUGUAAGUUAGAGUUCUUGCCUGUUGCUUUAUAUUCUAUUGUUGCUCUUGUUGUUGGGUUGAUUGUAAUCUGUAAGCAGAUGAUGGAGUUGGGCAAACAUAUCCAACAUUUGAGACAAAUUCUUUAUGGAGACGGUCAAUCCGAACCCCUUUCCAAUGCUUGUGCACAGCUAACACAAGAGUUUUUUAGGGAGGAUACCCUCCGUUUGCUUAUUGUAUGUCUUCCCAAGUUGAACUUAGAGGCCCGCAAUAAUUCUACCCAGAUUGUAGUGAAUCUGCAGAGGCAACAAGUUCAAUGCAGGCUGAUUGCUUGUGAUUACUUGGUAAAGAAUUUAGACCUCCUGGAUGUUCUUGUAGCAGGUUAUGAGAACACUGAUUUGGCAUUACAUUAUGGUACAAUGUUGAGAGAAUGCAUACGCCAUCAGAGUGUUGCAAGGUAUCUUUUGCAGCCAGAGCAUAUGAAGAAAUUUUUCGACUACAUACAGCUCCCAUAUUUUGACAUUUCUUCUGAUGCUGCUGCUACCUUUAAGGAACUAUUGACUAGGCACAAAUCAACUGUUGCUGAUUUUCUCUCUAACAAUUACAACUGGUUCUUUGCAGAGUAUAACUCAAAGCUGCUGGAAUCAAACAAUUAUAUCACUAGAAGGCAUUCUGUCAAGCUGUUGGGUGAAAUCUUGCUCGAUCGUUCAAAUUCAGCUGUGAUGACUCGAUAUGUUAACUCUAGGGACAACCUCAGGAUCCUAAUGAAUCUUCUCAGAGAAUCGAGCAAGAGCAUUCAAGUUGAAGCGUUCCACGUUUUCAAGAGGAUGAACAGUUCGAGACAGAUAAAUCACAAGUCAUCAAAGAAAUUGCUGAGCUUGAGGCCUGAAAAAUUGAGUUCCAAAUUUAUGCAUAUUCUCGAGAAUUUUGAAGGAGCAUAUUAUUGGCAUAUUCUCGAGGAUGAUGCCAUGAUCUGUUCCUUGGAGGAUUUCUUGGCCAAGGCUGUCGAAGCUGCCAAGUCUGCUGGGCAGAUUAUUCGUUCUGGAUUUCACGAGACAAAGAGGGUGGAGCACAAAGGCCUGGUGGAUUUGGUGACCGAGACUGAUAAAAAAUGUGAAGAACUCAUAUUUGAUUUUCUCAAAAAACAGUACCCUGACCACAAGUUCAUUGGUGAAGAAACCACUGCUGCUUGUGGGCCCACUGAAUUGACCGAUGAUCCGACUUGGAUCGUUGAUCCUGUCGAUGGGACGACUAAUUUCGUUCAUGGGUAUCCCUUUGUAUGUGUAUCCAUUGGGCUCACGAUCGAACGAGUCCCGAUUGUUGGUGUUGUCUACAAUCCANGAAUGGAAAAAAAAAAAGGAUUAUUGCUUUAUACUGCAAUUCGUGGAAAGGGAGCUUUUCUCAACGGAAAACCCAUCAAAACAUCUUCCCAAACCGAGCUUGUGAAGUGUCUUCUUGCUGCAGAGGUGGGCGCGGACCGUGACAAGCUUACAGUGGAUAAUGCUACUGAUAGGAUUAACCGCAUGCUCUUCAAGGUGAGGUCUCUUCGCAUUGCUGGCUCUUGUGCUUUAGAUCUUUGUGGGAUUGCGUGCGGAAGGAUUGAUCUGUUUUACGAAACUGGAAUUGGAGGCCCUUGGGAUGUUGCUGCAGGUGUAGUUAUCGUGCAUGAAGCCGGAGGACUUGUAUUUGAUCCCUCGGGUAAGGAUUUCGACAUCACGUCCCGUAGAGUGGCGGCUUCAAAUCCGCUCGUGAAGGAUGCAUUCGUCGAGGCUCUCCAAUGUCCGAAAUGAAGGCAAACUAUUUGUAUUUUUUUUUUCACUACUUUAAAAGGCUUAAAAUGAAAUGAAAGCAAACUAUCUGUUUUUCACUACUUUUCAAAGGCUUAAAAUUGCAUGUAAAAUUCAGAUUUGGGUUUUUGUGUUAUUAGGACAUAAGAUCCUAGAAUAAAAGAUAACUUUAGGCUUUAUUUGUGAUGUUUUGAAUUGUUGUUUUUUGUGUAUGGGCUUUACUAGUAGUGUAUGCAGGCGGGAUCUUUUGUACGGUCCAGAAAAUAUUUGAACCCUAUUCGUUUUCCGGCCCAUUUAGAGUAGCCUAAAUGGUUUGAAAGAGUGGACUGGAAUAACUUCUGGAGAACUAAAAGUAGGCCCAUUUUAAGUGUAUUUUUCAGUCAAUAAAAUACAUGAGGUGGACUAACUGUGGUGUCUGACUGUCUGUGUUAUUUAUUUUU